AUGGGUAAUGCGGACCUUUUGCACAAAGCGACAGAGCGAUCUUUCUCUUCGAAUACAAUGGAGCUGAGGACAAUUUUAUCGGGAGUUCAGACAUACAACGGGACAUUCAAGGGUCAAGUUCAGUGGUGUGAAAGUUUGGUUGAAGGGCAUUGGAGAUUGCAACACUUGGAGAUUACCGAACAUGGAUCACUGAGAUAUCGUUUAGAUUCAGCGACACUUACAUCAUCCUGCAUUGAAGAUGAUACUUUUAUAUUUGAGAAUGUUAGGACGAAAGCUAUUAUUGAACAUUUGCAGAGCUGUGUACUUCAAUUGAUCGAAGGUAAUGAAGACUCACUACCAACAAUCAAGGUGGAGUUAAAAGCGCAACAGGCGCAGUACCUUCGUGUUGAAGAUCCAAGCACUUUUGAAUCGCUAUUUUUUUCGUUGUUAUGGUGGAGUGCACUAAAGCCUGAAGGUGUUUUCAGCAAAACUUUACUGAAAGCUCCAUCUGCACCUGAGGAAAGGAAUCCUACUAAACUUUUGGUUUCCCAGCUUUUUGUAUAUGGACCUUUACCACAGUCAAAAAACAUUGGGGUUUUGCAAUUGAGUAGGCCCAGUUUCUUUUCCGAGACUGAUGCAGAAGAAGGAUGGUUUCCAGCCAUGGGAGUUUUGAAGUCUAACGGUAUUCUUGACCUGCACCUGCAAAGUGAUGGUUCUUUAAUAUAUUCAUUUGAUAUUACCAUUUUAACAAGGUCUGAGAUCAGAUUGGUUGAUUCCUCAUUGAAUUGUGACAAUUUUUUAUUUAUGGGGGUCCUUCCCAAAUUGAGGGAACAACUCAAUCUCUCGAGUGCCUGUAGGUUUAUUCUUAACGGGCGUACACAGAGGAGGAGUAGCGGAGUUGUAUUCAAAUUUCCUCUGACGAUAGAUGUAGAGGAUUGGAUAGUUGCACUAAAAUCUUUUGCUCUCGCAGAGAGCAUUUCACUUAUAGGCAGUCAUGACUCUAACAGACUUCGUGUUUCAAAUCGUUUCAAAGUAUCGAUUAUUGAAGGUUCUUUUACGAGAUCCGAUCUAAUGCCCCACAGCCCAACCUUGUAUGUCGAAUGUCUUUUGUGGGACCGUAUUUGGGCAAGGACUCCGAUAGUUUCCGGCAGUUUCACCCCUUUUUGGAGAGAAGAGUUUAUGUUCCAUGAAUCUACUAGAAUUGAUAAGUUGAGAAUUGAAAUUAAGGAAAAGGGAAGUCAAAAGAAUAGAACUGAUAAAACAAUUGGGGUCAUUGAAUUAUCCCAAGAAUCAAUAUGUGACGGUAGCUUAAGCAAGGAAACCAGGUUACCUGUUUUGAGUCCGCAAGAUAAAAAGAUAAAAAUAGGAACGCUGUGCAUCAAGAUAACAUCAAGUCUAAAUUUUGUGCUUCCAUCUGUAAAUUUCACCACGUUUGAGAGAAUUUUAUCUGAGGACUGUCAUAGAAGUCUUGCAAACUACGUGAAUGAUUCUUCAUUUGCAUAUGAUUUCAAAUUUGAAGAUUUUGCGAUGGUGCUGCUAGACAUAUUUCAGGCAAUUGGUAAGGAAAACGCGUGGCUUUCAGCUCUGAUUGAUAGAGAAUUGGUUGAUGUUGAUGGCUCCAUUACAAGAAAUACAAUAAAUAACAAAACGUCUUCGCAUAUUUACAGCACGCUAUUUAGAGGGAACUCGGCACUAACAAAAUCAAUGGAAAAGUAUUUUUACCGCAUUGGCAAGGAAUAUUUGGAUAAUUCUAUAGGAAGCAUAUUGAGGCAGAUUGUUUAUGACAGGAUAUCGUGUGAAGUUGAUCCAAGCAGAAUAGACGAACCAGAUCCAGAACGGAAAAGAAAAAUAUUGGAGAAGAAUCGGGAAACCCUCCUAAAUUUGGUUGAGAGCAUUUGGGUUACAAUAUACAAAACAAGUAAUGAUCUUCCAAUGUCGAUAAAAACACAAAUGAAGACUUUCCGUACAAAAGUUGAGUUAAUUUGCAUGGGUGAAAAUUCGAACACUAUCGUCCAUUGCGUUUCCAGUUUAUUAUUUUUACGAUUCUUUUGUCCAGUCAUUUUGAAUCCCAAACUUUUUGAUUUCGUUAGAAGUCAUUUGGAUGAUACCCCCAGAAGAACACUUACGCUAGUGAGCAAAGUACUUCUCAACCUAUCAAUUGUCACAUACUUUGGUAAAAAGGAGCCCUAUAUGGUAGAGUUGAAUGAUUUCAUUGGAGCCCAUAAAGAAGAGGUUCUAGAUUAUGUUGAUAAAGUGACUCAGAAAAAAUUGGAUUUUUCACCAAAAACUUUGAAAUUAAGUAGCAGUUUGUCCAGACCUAAAUUGACAAUGAAUGAGGAUUGUCUGAUUGAUUUGCCCAGCAAUCCUUACCUCAUUGAUAGGUAUUUACGUGAAACAGAGCUGUUUACUGCAUUGGCAACAGUUGCAACUGAAAGGGAUGGUGAUCCUAAAAUAUUGCAAAGUGUUAGUAUAGAGCAAAUAACAAAAAAUGUUGCUCAUCUGGAAGUAUCAUCGGAACAUAAAGUACUAGAUAUAGGAGAAUUAGAAUUUGAAAAGAUAACCAACAAUAACACUGAAGUAUUCGGCUCUGAUUUAAUGAAAUACCUGGAGAAGGAAAAUAGUUCAAGUCCUGUACCGAACGAAUAUCUUCAGCAAAGUUUUAAAGAUGAUUCCGCUAGGAUGAAAGUGCUUGAACAAGAAUCGAUAUUGCUCAUAAAUCGAAGUGAGCAUCUGAAACAAGUGUUCUCUGAUUAUGAAAUACCCGCACAAGAAAUAAAGGAAAGGGUAAAUCAUACUCAAUACCUAAUUAAAAACUCAUAUUACAAUAAAGAUUUGAAGGUUUUUGUCGAUGGAAACGCUAAAUUUGAUAAAAACGAAGCACAUAAGAGGCUAUUUGACCUCACCACUGGGAGAUGCCCUUUAUUAGAAAGUCUCAUUCCGGAUCCAAGGAUUGAGUAUGCGGAAGGAUCUAGCGCAUCGUCUUCUUGGAAUUCUCCAUCAGUCAAGACAAGAGGCUUCUCGAGACUUAAAUCUACAAAGAUACAAAGAAAGCUAACAAAAAGUUCUGAAGACACAAAAAGGCAAGAAAGCACCAGUGUGAUAAAAAGAUGGUUCAAAAGAGGAACGUAA
Zygotorulaspora mrakii is the source of this 3108-nucleotide messenger RNA. It is a transcript of the gene BUD2, whose product is annotated as GTPase-activating protein BUD2. NCBI's taxonomy places the organism in Eukaryota, Fungi, Ascomycota, Saccharomycetes, Saccharomycetales, Saccharomycetaceae. Gene Ontology annotation, biological process: regulation of GTPase activity. The record is from RefSeq and is a predicted model, not a curated record. The coding region runs from base 1 to 3108 and encodes 1035 amino acids. The transcript has a single exon.